GCGAAACAUCCGCAGGCAAAAGGCAACGUGGACAUUUGGGCGUCCAAGCACGGCCGUCGGUGGGGGGUCCGAUCCAGUCGAGUGGCGGUCUCCCCGUCAAUGGCAACGAGGAAAUAGCCCACAUACUGCUACGCCCCGUUCAUCAUCCCCCCACAGGAGCACGAUCACCGUUUCCAGGGCCAUGCUGGGACGCUUCCAAAACGUAGCGAGGGGACUAGCAAUGGAAAGGGGAGCGAAUAUCACGUYGACCGAUGUCCUCGGGACUUUGCUCGACUGGUGCAGAACUAAGAUUGACAAAAUGCCGCAGGGCACCCCUGCCGCAGAAUGUGUGCGAAACACGUCCCUCGGCAGCUCAGCUGCCUCGUGUCCUCGUCCAUGCAUCAGACAGGGUACAAGUACCCUGCCUGGCAACAAUCCAUCUGCCCCCAGUGGUAGAAUGUUUGAUGAAACGGUGAAAUGGACUGAUGGGAGUCCGUACUGCCCUGAGUUCGGCCCACUGGUGACUCAUGACGCAGUCAUGACCGACCUUCGGAAAUGGAAAGGAGACAAUCGGCCCGAUGUCGUUCUUAGCGAGCCUCCAAAAAUUCUCCAGCUGCUUUCUUUUUUUACCUUUUGCUGCCCUGUGCACGGUCAUGAUGGUGUUGUUCGGGUGUCCGGAAUUCGAUACUCUAGGCAGAUUGUCAUUCUAACAUUGCGUUGUCGUCCAGGUUGUCAGUGGGUAUGGCAUUCAUCAAAGCUGGAGAACACGAAGUUGAGUAGCCGAGUGACGAGCCAGAUGUAUCAUGCGGCCCUCAGCUGCGGAAUGGGAUACACCACGUUGACCGACUUUUGCCUUGCGCUGGGCAUGUGCGGCGUCCACAAGACGUCGUUUUACAUGUUCAGUCAUGGCAUGUAUGGCUUCAAUGGUUGGUGGUGUGACGUGGCCCAGCGGACUGCUGAGAAAGAUAUGACGGAGGCCGUUGAGCGCGUGCGGAAAGAAUACUCCAACAUAACCGUUCUUCUUGACGGCCGGUAUGACUCGUCUCGUGAUGCAACGCACUGUACAGUGACAGUUAUGCAUUAUGAUACCAGACUAAUACUCGGUGUCGAGAUGAUCCGAAAACGGCCAGGGGAGUCGUCGUGGACAUUGGAAACCACUGCAACCCGGAAUGUCUUGAUACGCUUGCUUCGAGUGCACAACUUGCCGAUACAAGAAGUGGUCCAUGACGACAAGGCUUCAGUUUAUGCCGUUUUGAAGGAACUCGGGCUGCGGGACCAAAAGGAUAUGUGGCACAAAGCGAAAAACUUGGCGGCUCGAUUUGAGGAACAGUUGUGUAUGGCGAGGAGGGAGCUGCCCAAAGAGGUCGAUGAUUGCGACACGUACGAAGAGCUGAAGAAAAUUCGUAAGGAAAAAUUUCGCACAUGGUUGAGGGAACGAGGUGAGGCUGUGCCGUCCACAGCCAAGGUGGCGGAUUUGUCACGGAAAAUAUGCGUGGCAUGCAUGCCCCCGGGGCAGGGUAGAUCUCUGGGGGGGGAGCCGUCUGCUGAGUCGCUGUUACGAGCAGCAAUGACCGACGCAACGACAAGCCGAUACGAGUUGACGGCGAGCGUGAAGCUGACAAGCUCUCUUCCAGCGCUGAACAAAGACUUCACUUUGGUGGGUAACUGCGGAGGCAGGGGCUGUGCGAUCGACGGGCAAGGGACGUUCCGCGGAUUCGUCACGAGUUCCUCUCUCUCGCUGUCGAACUUGGAGUUGGUGGGGAUGACGACGGUGGGAACGAACUUGAACUCUGACGGCUAUGACACGAGCGGCGGAGCCGUCUACGUGAGCGGCGGGCCGCUGACGGUGUCCAAAUGCGUGUUUCGCGGAAACAGGGCGCAGACGGCAGGCGGCGGCGCCAUCGCCAUGUUAGACUCGCAGUUCACCAUCACCGACAGCACGUUCACAGACAACAGCGCCGAUGGUUCGGGAGGCGCGCUCAUUGUGUGGAGCAACAGCUUCGGAGAGCUGAAGAACACCGGGCUGUCUGGCAACAAGGCGGGGCUUUUCGGCGGGGCGGCGUACUUCAGAGAAUCCAGUGUGAAGGCGCUGUCCUGUGCCUUCGCGGCCAAUAAGGCGGGAGAGAACGGAGGAGCGCUGUUGCUGAGCGAGUCCGACGCCACCAUAGCCAAGACCUCCUUCACCGCCAAUUCCGCUCCCAAAGGACUCGGAGGGGCCCUUCGCGUUCUCCUUGAGGAUCGUGAGGUUGUGAUCUGCAGCUCCACGACCUUCGCAGGCAAUUCAGCCCAGGACAACACCACCAAUGACGCCUCCUGCACGUGCCGCAGCGACCGAGGAUGGGGAAAAGAAGUGGAUGAAGAGGAGGCGAAGAAGAAGGAGGAGCAUACUGUUCAGCAGUCCCCGCACAAGUUAAAAUGAGGAUAGGGCAUCAAAGAUUUUGAGGAGGAGAAGAAGAGGAAGGAGAAGAUGUUUCUGGGUCUCCCCCUUACCCCGUCCCUCCCCUCGCACUACCCUCUUCCUCCGAACACGCGCACCUUAAUUUUCUCUGCACCAGAGGGGAAAGAUAGCUUGUAUACCUUUUCUAUCAGGCUUGUGUUCUGCGAAAGACUUUAGAGCACGUUCUCUCUCUCUCUCUCUCUCUCUCUCUCUCUCUCUCUCUCUCUCUCUCUCUCUCUUACACAUUGUGUGGAUUGUGUUCGGCGAAAGACAUCAGAGCACAUGCUCUCUCUCUCUCUCUCUCUCUCUCUCUCCUCCCCUUUCCCUCUCCCACUUCCCCCCUUCUUUUCCUCCUUUCUUUCUUUUAUUCUUUCUUUCGUUCCUUUUCGAACAAAUUACAUAUCCCGUU
Messenger RNA from Chara braunii, 2825 nucleotides. The record is from the annotation of a GenBank genome assembly. Lineage: Eukaryota; Viridiplantae; Streptophyta; Charophyceae; Charales; Characeae.